AUGAUAGCAGCUAGUGGACACAUCGUACAAACAUGCCCUCUGCUGCCACAACUCAACAAGAAUUUGUUCUUUACGGAAAACCAUCAGUCUGUCUUCCUCCCCACACCUCAAGCGUCCACUGUAUCGGCUCGAUUCUGUGGUCCUCACAUUGAUAUCCGCAAUGACAUCAGUGAGUUCAAGAAGCUGGAGAACUGCACAGUGGUGGAAGGCUACCUUCAGAUCCUCCUCAUUGGAGACAAGAACAACAACCUCAACCAGGAGCACUUUCGCACCCUGUCCUUCCCCAAGUUGACCAUGGUCACCGACUACCUUCUCCUGUUCCGAGUCUCCGGCCUGGAUAGCCUCAGCAUGCUCUUCCCCAACCUCAAUGUCAUCCAAGGACGCAACCUGUUCUACAACUACGCCCUGGUCAUCUUUGAAAUGACCAGCCUGAAAGAUAUUGGCCUCUAUAACCUGAGGAACAUCACCAGAGGCGCUAUCAGAAUCGAAAAGAACCCGGAGCUGUGCUACUUGGACUCGGUGGACUGGUCACUCAUUAUGGAUGCAGAGUUUAACAACUACAUCGCUGGGAACAAGCCGUCCAAAGAAUGCGGUGAUGUUUGUCCAGGUAUCAUGGAUGAUAGAACCCAGUGCAUUAGGACCAGCUUCAAUGACAACUACAGCCACCGCUGCUGGACCUCCAACCACUGCCAGAAUGUGUGUCCAAAGAAGUGUGAGAAAAGGGCAUGCACGAAUAAGGCUCACCCCAAGUGCUGUCACCCCCAGUGUCUGGGCAGCUGCACUGAACCAAACAAUGAUAAGGCAUGUGCCGCCUGCCAGCAUUACUUUCACGAGGACCGCUGCGUUGAGGCCUGCCCGCCGGGCACGUACAAGUUUGAAGGUUGGCGUUGCAUCACCAUGGACAUGUGUGCCCGUGUUCACCUACCCAGUGAGGUCGACUUUGUCAUCCACAAUGGAGAGUGUAUGCCGGACUGCCCUCCCGGAUUCACCCGAAAUGACACUCAGAGUAUGUUUUGUAGUGCAUGUGACGGACUGUGCGAUAAGGUCUGCGAAUCUAAAACAAUUGACUCGGUGGAUGCUGCUCAGUCCCUGCAGGGCUGCACGGUCAUCAAAGGCAACCUGCACAUCAACAUCCGGCGGGGCACUAACAUUGCAUCAGAGCUGGAGAGUUUCAUGGGCCUGAUCCAGACAGUGACUGGAUAUGUAAAGAUCAGACACUCGCACACUCUGGGCUCUCUGUCCUUCCUCAAGAGCCUGCGAUACAUUCAUGGAGAAGAGCUCACGGAGCAGUAA
Molecule: messenger RNA, 1293 nt
Organism: Sinocyclocheilus grahami
Lineage: Eukaryota; Metazoa; Chordata; Actinopteri; Cypriniformes; Cyprinidae
Product: insulin-like growth factor 1 receptor
Exons: 6
Coding region: 1-1293 (430 amino acids)
Source: RefSeq, a predicted model, not a curated record